CACUAUGGAAGAAGCGGAGCUGAAAAAUAGAUAUUUUUCUUACGGGCAUGCUUAACCUACCUCUUAUUAGGUCCAGGAGUGGAUCCAGAUCAUCUCGGAGUCACUCUCGCUCCAGAUCCAGAUCACAUUCACGUUCGCCUGCAAAGAAACGCCAUGGCCCUAAAACUCAGAGCUCUUCUCCUGUCUCCACAUCAGUGUUGGUUGCCCCUCCCUCCAAACCAUCUACAGAUAUCAGGCUAGGGGAAGAGAACAAGGGCCAUCAGCUGCUAAUGAAGAUGGGCUGGAGUGGUUCAGGUGGUUUGGGGGCCAAAGAACAGGGCAUCCAGGAUCCAAUCAAAGGAGGAGACGUCAGGGAUAAGUGGGACCAAUUUAAAGGUGUGGGGGUGUCACUGGACGACCCUUAUGAGAACUAUCGCAGGAACAAGAGCUACAACUUUGUCGCCCGUAUGAAGGCACGAGAGGAAGUCAAUCGGGAACCCCAGGAGCCCCCUCCAACUGAUUGAUGUCAUCAAAUAACUUCGAACAACUCCUCCUUCCCUGUUGCUACCUCCACCAUGGAUCAGAAUUUCUGUCACUUUUCAAUCCAGGAUUUUAGUCAGCAGUCCCAAAUCUCUCCUCAGAAACCAGAGUGAUGAUGCAAAGCGUCACCACAUUUGUGAAACCUGUGAAAACCUGUCUUUUUGUUCUCUGCUUAAUCAAGAGCUUGGAUUGAUUUGUCCAAGCAGAAAGUAUCCCAUUUGCAGAUGGACCAGUCAGCACUAACACUAGUAACACUGCAAAUUUCAACAAGGAUUUUUAAGUCAGCAGACUUUGCAGGGACACUGGAACUACAUUCUAAUGAAAAAGGGGGGUCGCAGCACUAACUAGUUAACUCCCAAUGUUUCGGAUUUGACAAUUAUCGGUUUCUAAAAAGAGCAUCAGACCUACAAUAUUUAGACUGACUCAGACUUUGACUAAAAAUCUCAUUCAUCCCUCAUAGUAUCUCCAAUAAAAUGCAACGGUUUUAUUUGCAU
Molecule: messenger RNA, 1013 nt
Organism: Anarrhichthys ocellatus (wolf-eel)
Lineage: Eukaryota; Metazoa; Chordata; Actinopteri; Perciformes; Anarhichadidae
Product: calcium homeostasis endoplasmic reticulum protein-like
Exons: 4
Coding region: 48-503 (151 amino acids)
Biological process (GO): intracellular calcium ion homeostasis
Cellular component (GO): perinuclear region of cytoplasm
Molecular function (GO): nucleic acid binding
Source: RefSeq, a predicted model, not a curated record